AUGUUUAAUGUUUUCGUUUUUGUUGAUUACUGUUGUCAGGCUGACUCAUUACAUGUUCACGGGGUUGCAAUCCCAACAUUUGAUGGAAUCCGAAAUGUUCUGAACCAUAUUGGUGCUCAAAAAGAAGGGAAGAGGGUGCAAGUUCUUUGGAUUAACCUUCGUGAAGAACCGGUUGUGUACAUUAAUGGGCGACCCUUUGUUUUGCGUGAUGUGGAAAGGCCAUUUUCUAACCUUGAGUAUACGGGAAUAAACAGGGAAAGGGUUGAACAAAUGGAAGCUCGUUUGAAAGAAGAUAUCCUAGUCGAAGCAAGAAGAUAUGGAAAUAAGAUCCUUGUGACUGAUGAACUGCCAGAUGGCCAGAUGGUGGACCAGUGGGAACAAGUAUCGUGUAAUUCAGUGAAACCGCCCCUAGAGGUGUAUGAGGAAUUGCAAGCAGAGGGAUACCAUGUUGAUUAUGAACGUGUUCCUAUAACUGACGAAAAAUCACCAAAAGAGCUGGAUUUUGACUUUUUGGUCCAUAAAAUCUCUCAAGCUGAUGUAAAUACAGAAAUCAUUUUUAAUUGUCAAAUGGGCCGGGACGAACUACAACAGGAAUGGUCAUUGCUACUCUAAUUUACCUCAACCGAAUUGGAGCCUCAGGUAUUCCGAGGAGCGAUUCUGUCGGUCAGAUUUCUCAGUAUGCCACUAAUGUGGCUGAUCAUUUACCUGACUCAGAGGACACAGUUCGCGGGGGAGAAUAUGCAGUC
Molecule: messenger RNA, 746 nt
Organism: Neltuma alba
Lineage: Eukaryota; Viridiplantae; Streptophyta; Magnoliopsida; Fabales; Fabaceae
Product: paladin-like
Exons: 7
Coding region: 1-612 (203 amino acids)
Source: RefSeq, a predicted model, not a curated record